Molecule: messenger RNA, 567 nt
Organism: Venustampulla echinocandica
Lineage: Eukaryota; Fungi; Ascomycota; Leotiomycetes; Helotiales; Pleuroascaceae
Exons: 4
Coding region: 1-567 (188 amino acids)
Molecular function (GO): zinc ion binding
Source: RefSeq, a predicted model, not a curated record
AUGGCCGCUACCUGGGAUCAAAAGCCAGUUCCGGAUUACUCUGCUCCUCAAGCGCAACCACAGCAUGUCCCCCAAGCCUCUGCGCCAAAUCCCUAUCAACAGCCAGCCUCCCCCCAACCCCAACAACAAUACCAUCAACAGCCCGUGCAACCCACGCACCCCGUGCAACAGCCUCAACAAGCACAUGCCGCAAUCCCCUUACAAGAGACAGCUCCGGGUCAACAACCACAACCAGUCUAUAAUCAGGGUGGACACCCACAGGCAGUGCCAGGCCCAGCUGGCCAGAGGACAUUCCAGAAUGCGACGCCAUUAGCGAGUUUAGGGAGAGGUCCGGCACCAGCUGACUGCCCAGCAUGUGGGCAGAGGGCUAUGACCCGGGUCACACAUGUCACAGGAAACUAUACGCAUGCAUGGGCCCUUGGACUCUGCUGUUUCACUUGGUGCCUCUGCUGGGUGCCUUACGUCAUAGACAGUUUCAAGGACGUCGACCACCACUGCGGACAAUGCGGCGUGAUGCUCGCUACGUGGCAUAAGAGCGGCAGCGUGGAGGUGCAUCAACAUGCUUAA